Pongo pygmaeus (Bornean orangutan) is the source of this 927-nucleotide messenger RNA. RefSeq names its product transmembrane protein 208 (gene TMEM208). The transcript is spliced from 6 exons. Gene Ontology annotation, cellular component: intracellular membrane-bounded organelle. Gene Ontology annotation, biological process: vacuolar protein processing. The record is from RefSeq and is a predicted model, not a curated record. Lineage: Eukaryota; Metazoa; Chordata; Mammalia; Primates; Hominidae. The coding region runs from base 241 to 762 and encodes 173 amino acids.
GGGCAGCGACUCCGCCAUCGCAUCCCUGCCGCCUCCGCCCCCCCCCGCGCAAGGCUUUCUGGGAAAUGUAGUCUCGCCUCUUUGGGGGCGGGGCUUGGGAAGGAAGUGAGACCUAUUUCCGUCCCAGAAACUGACGACUUCGGUCUGCGCCGGAAGUGCAUGAGCUGCCGAUGUGGUGCUUAGUGAUUGCGGUUUCGGUCGCUCACCCGUGUUUCCCGGGCUGGGUAUUUGCCUCGCACCAUGGCGCCCAAGGGCAAAGUGGGCACGAGAGGGAAGAAGCAGAUAUUUGAAGAGAACAGAGAGACCCUGAAGUUCUACCUGCGGAUCAUACUGGGGGCCAAUGCCAUUUACUGCCUUGUGACAUUGGUCUUCUUUUACUCAUCUGCCUCAUUUUGGGCCUGGUUGGCCCUGGGCUUUAGUCUGGCAGUGUAUGGGGCCAGCUACCACUCUAUGAGCUCGAUGGCACGAGCAGCGUUCUCUGAGGAUGGGGCCCUGAUGGAUGGUGGCAUGGACCUCAACAUGGAGCAGGGCAUGGCAGAGCACCUUAAGGAUGUGAUCCUACUGACAGCCAUCGUGCAGGUGCUCAGCUGCUUCUCUCUCUAUGUCUGGUCCUUCUGGCUUCUGGCUCCAGGCCGGGCCCUUUACCUCCUGUGGGUGAAUGUGCUGGGCCCCUGGUUCACUGCAGACAGUGGCACCCCAGCACCAGAGCACAAUGAGAAACGGCAGCGCCGACAGGAGCGGCGGCAGAUGAAGCGGCUAUAGCCAUUGACAUUGUAGCCACAGGCCGCUGGCCCUGGGUGGCUCUGUCAGGGUGCACAGCCCCCCAUGCCUGGAGCAAUGAGGGUCUAGUCCAGGGGCCAAAAGCAGUCUGAGGUAUUGGGUAUACUUAUACUCUACAGGGUUGUUGAAUAAAUGGCUUAGAAUGUG